AUGGAUGCAAAGACCAGCAACGUGCUGUUCAUCCCCUUCCGACGCAGCACCAGCCUUUCGCUGUCCACAACUAUUCGACAAUACAUUAACGCCAAAUAUGACCAGCACCCUGAUAUGUUCCGACAUGACCUUGAGGCCAUCGAUAAUUUACGACGAGAUGCAGUAAAUGUCCGCGAAGCCCACUCCUCGGGCAUCGCGAAGCUUCAGGCUUAUGCUGCACAGCUAGCUUGGAUCGGCGGCAAGUUUCCGCUUGACAUUGGUGCUGAAUUCACCUGGUAUCCCGCCCUAGGAUACAAUACGGAACGCCCCAUGGUCCGCAACAACCUCAAGUACGAACAAAUGAAUAUUCUAUACAACCUUGCCGCACUGUAUUCUCAGCUUGCUAUCCACACUCCUCGUGGCAAUACUGAUGGCCUCAAGACAGCAGCCAACUAUUUUUCGCAAGCAGCCGGCGUUUUGACUCAUAUGGAGAAAGAAAUCCUACCAGAGCUUCGAAUGUCUGAUCCACCAGAGGACAUGGACCAGCAUACACUACAGUCGCUGACACAACUCUUUUUGGCUCAGUCUCAGGAAUGCUUUUGGCAAAAAGCAGUUAUGGAUCGGUUUAAGGAUGCAUCAAUUGCAAAGCUGGCCGCACGCGUGUCUGAUCUCUACUCUGAUGCGGGCGAGGCGGCCGUCAAGAGCGAAGCAAUCAGCAGCGCAUGGAUCCAUCAUAUGACGGCCAAGCACCAUCACUUUGCUGCUGCCGCGCAAUACAGAGCGGCUUGUGACUGUUUGGAAAAGCGGAAAUACGGCGAGGAAGUCGCCCGUCUUCGAGAUGCUGUUGCUUGCGUAACUGAAGGUAUCAAAGAAACAAAGGGUGGGCUUCUCAACCAAACCGUUGUUGAAGACUUGCAAGGGUUAAAAAAACGGGUUGAGGAAGACCUUAAGCGAGCUGAAAAGGACAACGACAUUAUUUAUUUGCAGGCUGUCCCUCCGAAAUCCGAACUCAAGAUUCUCGACAGAGCAAACAUGGCCGUCGCUAGGACUCCAAAACAAGUAUCCGAUCCUUACGAAUUUCUUGGUGACAAGGCUGAGUUUGGCGCGGGCCUCUUUGCCACAUUAGUUCCAUUCUCAGUACAUGUGGCCAUUUCGAUUUACGAAGAGCGACGAGACCGUCUGGUCAACCAAAAUAUUAUUCAGGAACUCGAAAAUUUGACAGAGAAGCUACAUACGAUGCUAACAUCUUUUGGCUUACCCGGUUCUCUUCAAGCACUUGAAAAGCCUCUUGGUCUGCCACCGAGCCUCGUCCAACAUGCUGAGGAAAUAAGGCAAGCGGAUGCAGUCAACCGCAUCAGAAAAACCUUUAUCGAUGUCGAAAAGCUCAGAGCUGCAGAUUUGGCAGUCUUUGAAGAAGGAAAGACUGCACUCAUUGGGGAAUUAGAAGAAGACCACCAGCUUCGACUCAGAUAUGGCACGGACAGAUGGAGUCGUGCAGAUGGUAAGAGUGAUCCCCGAGGCGCAAAGCUUUGGAAGCACGCAGAGGAGAUUGAAGGGUACUUUGAGAGCAGUCUCAGCAGCGAUGGUGUAGUAAGGGACAAAUUUGCAGCAAACGAGCAGCUUCUACAGAUCCUCUCGGGCACUGAUAGAGGCAUUAUGGACUAUGUACCCUCCAGUGGCCGCAUUGAUAUGCCUGAAGCGCUCAAGGCAGCGGUUGGAAGACUACGAAGCACGUUUAACGAUGUGCAGCGGUUGGAGAGCAAGCGUCGAAGAAAGGUAGAAACAUUACGAGACAAUGCCCGCCGCGACGACAUCAAGCCGGAUAUUCUAAAAGAGGCAGCUCGCCUGGAACGCACAUAUCCCACAACAGCUCUUGUACCAGCACACUUUGAGGAUUUGUUCGACAAGAGACUGGACAAGAUCUACGAACCAGAAGUAGAGGCUAUUAGUAAAGAUGCCCAUGAUCAGGAUCAGCUUAUGACGCAGCUGGAGCGAACCAAUCGAGAGUUUGAGGCUCAGAAGCGCCACUUGGAAAACAAGGGACAUCGGGAGCGAGAACAAGCACUACAGCGUCUGGAAGGAGCGUACUUUAAGUACAAGGAAAUUGUGAGCAACGUCGAAGUUGGCCGCAAGUUUUACAAUGAUUUGAGCAAGAUUGUUGGCCAGGGCUUCCGGGAUGUCGUCCGUGGAUGGGUAGCGCAGCGACGUCUAGAUGCGCGAGUCUUUGAAGAAGAACUCAACAUGCCGCCACUUUCCAACCUCAAUAUUUCACGAAAUCAGACACCAGUCCACGCAGCACCUCCAGCAGGAUAUGCCCCUCAGCAAGGCUACUAUGGAGGUGGCGGUGCGAUGCAGACCCCUCCUCCAAUCGCACCGAUUCAGUCUUGGGGUGGCCAAGGCGUCCCUGCUGGAGAAAGUGUUCAGCAGCCGCAGCCAAUGGCACCGCCCGCGAAUCCGAUGGGAGGCAUGUGGAAUCCAGCCAUUGGUAUCAAAUUUGGCGGAGGAGCAGGAGGCCCAUCUGCCGCGGGUAGCCAAGGACAGCCAUCUAACCAAAGCUCCGACACGACGUGGAACCCCGGGUCGGGUAUCAAGUUUGGUUAG
Molecule: messenger RNA, 2580 nt
Organism: [Torrubiella] hemipterigena
Lineage: Eukaryota; Fungi; Ascomycota; Sordariomycetes; Hypocreales; Clavicipitaceae
Source: the annotation of a GenBank genome assembly